AUGACAACCGAACAAUUUGUACCAUUCUCUGUUGUUUCUGUGGUCGAAGAUGUUCUUCAACAACAUGGUGGCCGUUUAGACGUCAACUUGGCGUCAAGAAAAGCUGAAGAAGCUUCCUUGAGAAGAUAUGAAGCAGCUGGUUGGCUGCGAAAGACAGUUGGAGUUGUUGGAGGGAAAGACUUGCCAGCUGAGCCUUCUGAAGAAGACUUCAGGAUUGGAUUGCGUAGUGGGAUUAUCCUCUGCAAUGUUCUUAACAAAAUUCAACCUGGAGCAGUGCCCAAGGUAGUUGAAGGUUCAUGCGAUUCUGUUAUUAUUCCUGACGGGGCAGCACUGUCUGCGUUUCAAUAUUUUGAAAAUGUAAGGAAUUUUCUUGUAGCUAUGGAGGAAAUGGGGCUUCCAACCUUUGAAGCUUCUGAUUUGGAACAGGGAGGAAAAUCUUCAAGGAUAGUGAAUUGUGUUCUAGCUCUCAAGUCCUACGCUGAAGGGAAACAUGGAGGAAGACAUGGGUCAUGGAAAAAUGGUGGGGCUGGGAAUCCAAAGCCACCUACCUCCGGGAAACCAAUUGCGAGGAAAAACUCUGAACCAUUCAUGAAGUCUUUAUGGACUAUGUCAUCAGGGGACAGAGAUGGUUAUAUGAGUGAUCCCGGGCAUGAUCCAAAUGAAGGGGGUUCCUUUCCUUCCUUAAAAGCACUAGUUCGUGAAUAUUUAUUUGAGAAGAAGCCAGAAGAAAUUCCCAUUGUGGUAGAAUCCCUCCUUAGCAAAGUCAUGGAAGAAUUUGAACAUCGCAUGCAAAUCCAACAAGAAACGUGUAAAACAACUCAAGAAGAUAAGGCACCAUCUGAAACAGAAUGUUCAAUUUCCAAAGCUGCUUCAGUUGAUGAAGAGACUGAAGAAAAGGAAGAUGAACCGGAGGAAGUACAGGAUAAAAAAGAGGAAUUUUAUGAAGAGAAGUACAAUGGUCAUGAAGAAUCAAACAUCCAGAGUUUGAUUUUGAAGCAGCAAAAGAUAGUAGAACAACAAAACAGAAGCAUCCAAGAAUUGAAAAUCAUCGUCCAUCAAACAAAAUCAGGAAUGCAGUUUAUGCAGAAGGAACACCAGAAGGAGAUCAUUAAUUUAAGUAAGCACUUGCAUAGCCUAUCUUCUGCUGCUUCAGGAUACCACAAAGUCCUUGAAGAAAACCGCAAGCUAUAUAAUCAAGUGCAGGAUCUGAAAGGAAACAUUAGGGUGUACUGUAGAGUACGACCCUUCUUGGGUGGGCAACCAAGUCAUCAUAGUGCUGUGAGUAACGUGGAAGCGGGAAGUAUCUCAAUCAUAACACCUUCCAAAUAUGGGAAAGAGGGGAGGAAGAUAUUUAAUUUCAACAAAGCGUUUGGUCCUUCUGCAACACAAGGGGAAGUUUUCUCAGAUACACAGCCUCUGAUUCGUUCUGUUCUGGAUGGUUACAAUGUCUGUAUAUUUGCCUACGGCCAGACGGGAUCAGGAAAAACGUUUACUAUGUCUGGACCAGACGAUCUUAAUGAGGAAACCAUAGGUGUCAACUACCGUGCACUGAGAGAUCUUUUCCAUCUCCAAGAGCAGAGGAAAGACACCAUUUCUUAUGAAAUCUCUGUUCAGAUGCUUGAGAUUUACAACGAGCAAGUCAAAGAUCUUCUAUCCACAGAUGGUUCUAACAAAAGAUAUCCUUUCUGUUGCUAUAAUUAAAAGUAUUUUCCAUGUCAUACAUUAGAAAUUCGCAACAGUUCCCAUAAUGGCAUCAACGUGCCAGAUGCGAACCUUGUUCCCGUUUCAUGCACGGACGAUGUCAUAAAUUUAAUGAACUUGGGACAUAAGAAUCGAGCCGUUGGUGCCACUGCCAUGAAUGAUCGUAGCAGUCGCUCUCACAGCUGCCUAACAGUUCAUGUUCAAGGAAGGAACCUGACAUCUGGAAGUGUUAUUCGUGGUAGUAUGCAUCUUGUUGACCUGGCAGGAAGUGAGAGAGCUGAUAAAACAGAGGCCACAGGGGAUAGACUUAAGGAGGCUCAACACAUCAACAAGUCACUUUCUGCCUUGGGAGAUGUAAUUUCUUCCCUUGCAUCCAAGAAUGCACAUGUUCCCUACAGGAACAGCAAACUUACUCAGCUGCUUCAGGAUUCUCUUGGAGGGCAAGCAAAGACCCUUAUGUUUGUUCAUAUUAGUCCCGAGCCUGAUGCUCUAGGAGAAACACUUAGCACACUCAAGUUCGCGGAACGGGUCUCCACUGUUGAACUCGGUGCUGCACGAGUUAACAAAGAUAAUUCAGAUGUGAAAGAGCUUAAAGAACAGAUUGCUAGUCUGAAGGCCGCAUUAGCGAGAAAGGAGGGAGAAGGAGAACACUUUCCACAUUCUGUGAAUAAUAGCCCUGAAAUACCAAAGUUGAAAUCAUAUGCUUCCUCUCCUCCUAUGCAACGUAGUUGGACACCUGGAGCCCGUAAGCUGCCAAGAGAUGAUUCUAGUAGCUUGGAGGGCCAGAAAAAGGCAGCGACAAAGUUGAAAAGGCGAAGCCUAGAUCUCCAUGACAUGUAUAGGAAUUCACCUCCGUGGCCACAUGUUGGAAAUCAUGGAAAGGAUGAAGACAAGGAAUCAGUUUCUGGGGAUUGGGUUGAUAAGAUUUCAAUGAACAGGAAUGACAGUUUAACUAGUGAUGACAGCCUUGUGGGACAGUGGGAAGCAGAGAGUAAACAGUUUUCUCCAUUGUUAAGUCCCACUUCUCUCUCAGAGCCUUCUAAAAUAUCCCUUGACCACUCAGAUGAAUCUGAUGAACAUGACAUGGCAACUAGUGAUUCUUCAGAAUCAGACUUGCAUUGGCCAUCACAUGUACCUAAACCAACCGGCAUUCCAAACGGAUUAGGCUCUAAACCAAACAAACCAACCAAAACCAGACUAGCAAAGAAUCCAGAAACCAGGAGUAUGAUCCCAUCAUUGAUUCCUACCCCAUCAAAGAAACAACCCACCUUAGCUACUCAAGCCAGAAAGCAUCCAGGAUCUAUAGAUGUGAAAAAGAGGACAGGGAGUGCCAAGUGAGAAUGCCCUUCUU
Molecule: messenger RNA, 3052 nt
Organism: Abrus precatorius (Indian licorice)
Lineage: Eukaryota; Viridiplantae; Streptophyta; Magnoliopsida; Fabales; Fabaceae
Product: kinesin-like protein KIN-14G
Exons: 19
Biological process (GO): microtubule-based movement
Molecular function (GO): microtubule motor activity; ATP binding; microtubule binding
Source: RefSeq, a predicted model, not a curated record